This is a messenger RNA of Acanthoscelides obtectus, 8253 nucleotides long. Lineage: Eukaryota; Metazoa; Arthropoda; Insecta; Coleoptera; Chrysomelidae. The record is from the annotation of a GenBank genome assembly.
CAAGGAACGCUGGAAAUAUGAGGAUAUCUCUCAUAUUUACCUGUUUUUUUUUGUCGUUUUUGCACACAAGAAUUCUCCCACAUAAGUCGAAGGUAUAAUACCUACCAUUCUUUAUUUGAUAGGUUGCAAAUCUGUUGACGAGAUUUAAAAAUUGUCUUAAACGUUUCGUUUUAUCACUAUUUUUUGUGUUUUAGUGAUAAUUGUGAUUUUUGAUAUUCGUACUAAUAUUUUGACGUAUCUUAUUGUCUGUAUCUAUCUGUUCAAGAAAAUUGAUAUUGAAAUCGCGUCCACGUGCUUAGUUUUCCGUGUAUUUUAAAUUAUAAAACCGGUAGUUUUCAUUACGUAGUGAAUUUUCGAGAGAAUCUUAUGGUGAAAAUGAAAAGCCUUAAAAAACCCUACAGGAGUAAGACAACAUCUCCUGUGUGCCAUUUUUCACCCAAUAUGGUGUUAAACAAUAGAAAAAAACUGCAGAAGCCUAGAGUUAAAAGAGUUUCCUGGAGAGACCAACAAAUGGACGGCGUUAGCUUGACCUCGGAGGUAGGCUCGAUGGGUUCCGGGGGCGGCGGCGGCCCCCUGCAGGACCCCGCCAUCCUGAUGGUGCGCGAAACGACCACCGCCAACAAGAGCAUCAUCAGGUAUUCGCGCGAGCAGCUGCUCAAGCUUAGAGAUGUGCCGGCGGCCAAGAAGAGGCCGGAUUUCCUUAACACCAAUGAUACGAGUUCGCUGCCCAUCUUCGAUCCGGAUCGUUGGAACUUCGAUAAGCGCAAACCGUCAAGUGGUAACAACACCGCCCCUUCGGAAGGGGAAGGGGCGGAUUCCCAGCAGCGGGGGACCAUCGCCAACCGUCGCUCGACUGCCGAUCCUCGCGAACGAUUGCGCAAGGAGUGCGUCGGAGGUGGAGGAGAUGGUAUCGUUUUGAGUCCUCAACGUCGUAGUUUCAACUCUGGCUGCUUCGUACCCGCUGGUCGUCAGGGAACUACAUCAAAUACCAGUCAAGGAGCGGGUCAAGGAGGCGGUCAAAGUGGCAGGUCCCAUAGUCCAGUAGGUGGAAAGGGGGCUGGGGACGGCCAUCUCGGUUUGCGGGAGAUCCAGACGGGCGCUCCACCAUCUGGCGGCAAUCGACGUAUAGGUAGUGGUCGCAUUUUACGGGACUCCUCCUGGGACUAUCCCGAUAAGCAGCAGUCGGACGCUGGAGACGACUACGUCGCCUCCUCGAAGUACGAAAGGCGCAGCUUUGGCGGCGGCUUUGACAGGGACCGCGAUAGGGACAACACUAAGGACAGGCGGAACAACGGAAGGUAUGGAAGAAAGAUAUCUGAGACUAGGGAAAUGGAAGAGCCUGAAUGGUUCUCGAGUGGCCCUAUGUCUCAAAACGAUACCAUCGAGCUGCGAGGUUUUGAGGACGAGAAGCCUGUGACCAAGAAAAAAGUGCCUCCGUCAAGUUUAAAACGCCUGGAGAAGUGGUCAAAAAAGAAAGAUAGUCAGCAGGAAACUAUCGAUGAAAACGAAAGCGUCUCUUCUGCGUUGCAGGCCAAUGCGGAAAAAGAUGCGCAAAAAGAUGGAAGUGAAGAGAAAGAGGUUAAACAGGCUGUGGAUAGAAAAAAGGAAGAUAGCGGAAAAGAUGAUAGUAAAGAAGGUGACAAGCACACGGUGAAUAAUGAACAGGGUUUCAAUUUCGAUGAUAUACUUGAGUGUCAAUCCAUUGCUGGGUUACUGCCUAAUGGAGUAGGAAACGAAGCUGAGGCUCAAGCCAAGUCAAGAUUCAGUCGCUGGUUCAAGCAAGAUAGCCCCGAAAAGCAGUCACAACCCAACACAAAUCCUAGUCGCCAUUCCUCCUUACCUUCUGAGGAUGAUCAUAACCUGAUCAUAAAGGACUUGCUGAAAGACAUCUCCGAACCCGCUGGCCCUCCAGGCGACUCGGAGGCAUAUUUCGCACCGAUCUCGCCAGCGGGCAACAACUCGAUGGGAGCAGGGCCGCCGUUUGGUGCGGGCCAACCUCAAGGCAGACAUCCCCAUCACCAACAGCAAUUGGCGCCGCAACAGCAGGGACAAGGACUCAGCAUCAUGGAUCUGCUAAGGGCUGGUGGAAACAAGGGUGCACAGCAACAACAGCAUCAAGCGCAGGCGGGACAUCAGGCGGCGGUUGAAAUGCUCAAGCAGCCACCAAUUGCGGGUAAAAUUUUGAGUUUGGACGAGCUAGAAGCAAAAAUAAGACAAAAUGCUGAGGCUUCAUCUGGAAUUCCACAGAAGCACGUGCAGCAGCAUCCUCCGCAGAAGCCUGAUGAAGACAUGACAGCGGCCUUCAAAAAACUGUUAGCACAAGCACAAGCUGGUGGCCAUCCUGCGGCCUCCAAUGGGCCUAUGAACAAACCUCAGCCUAUGAGUCUCCUGGAGAUGUUGAACCAUUCCCAACAGCAAGACGAAGCCGCCCGGAUGGCCGCUGUCCAUCACCAACCACACGCCGGCGCCCAUCAUACGACGUCGUCGGCCGCCGCCCAUCACAACCUCAUGGGCGGUCCGACCAGUCCUGCCGCUCCGUCGGCGUCGUCUAACGUCAAUUCGAUGCAUCACCUGAACGAGCUGACGCUCAAGCUGCAACAGGCGCAACAGUACCACCAACAGCAGCAGCAGAAGCAGCAGAUGGAGAUGUUCAAUAAGCUGAUCAACGCGGCUACAAGUGCUGGCCAAGUGAGACUUUCGCCGCUACAACAUGAACUAGGACUACAACAAAGCAGGGAAUUGUUGAAUCGACCCGAGGCACAGGCUAUUUUACAAGGGCUGAAACGCGGGGAGAUCACCCCGCAACACCUGUACCAGCAGCUAACCAGCUCCGCGCUCCAGCCUCGUCACCGCGACAUGCUGUCGGCCAUUUUGAAGCUGCACGGCUACGGCCCCACUCCUCCGAGGGGGCUCAGCCCGGUGCCGCCCCCACCGCAGCCUCAACCGCCCCAGCAAACUGCCGCACAGUUGGCAUUCCAACAGCAACAACAACAGCAGCUCAGGGUUUCGCCCUUACCGCCAAACGCUCUUCAUCAGCGUAUACCGUCCCCGCGUGAAUUGCAAGUUCACACACAGAACAUUCUUCAAAGAGCGCUGAUCAAGAAAAAACUAGAAGAACAACAAGAAAAUUAUAGGAAGAAACAAGAAUUGCAACAGCAACGUGAACGAGGCUCAAGUCCAGCUAUUAGCCCCGCUUCUGGUGUGAACAACGUCCAAUCAUCAAGCGCCGGUUCGAGCAACAAAGGCAUCGGAUCUCCUACACCUUUGGCAUUCACGCCUACAUCCGUACUACGUAAAAUGACUGCUGAUAAGGAUGACGCUAAAGAGAUCGGUAAAAAUGGCCAGGAGGCUACACAAGCAGCAGCUGUGGCUGCGGCCAUCGCCAAAGCUGGCAUGUCUCAAGGCAGGGCAGUCACGGGGGCGAGGCCCGCAACUCAGCAGCAAGUACAACAGCAACCGCAGUGGGGCGGUAUGCAGUUCGGUGGGAGCGUUAAGCAGCCAGUUGGCCGUCCAAUUGUGAAGGCUAAUAACAACUACCAGUCGCAGGCAUCACAGGAAUUCUUCAGUCAGCACCAGCAGCAACAACAACGUAUCUUCAAUCAAGCAAUGCAGGCAGCUGUUGCAGCUCAAACUCAAAAUCAACAAAUGGAUGCUGUCCGAAAACAAAUAGGCCGUGAUCAGUAUGGAUACCAGUCGUCAAGCCAACAGUUCGUGCAACAGCAACAGCAGUUGACUCAACAACAGCUACGUGCUCAGCAUCAACACAGACCAGCCAAUCAGCAAACAGCGCAGGUCCAGCAACCACAACAGCAACAAGGCAACGGAAGAGACAACGCCUGGCAGCAGUUCCUCAAUUCUAAUCAACAGUCACAAGCGUCUCGCUCCUCGACAAACAGCACCGUGACGACAAACACGACUACCUCAUCCGCGUCAGCGGUGAACAGAAACAGCAACAGCGGUGCCAUAUCGCCGGCGACUGGCAAUCAGCUGGCGCGUUGGUUCUCGCCUGAUCUGCUAGAGCGAGCCAGAGGCGGAGAGCUGCCCAGCACUGCAGGCCUGGGCCAGCAUGCCAUGUCCCUGGAGGAGAUUGAAAGGCAGACCGCACCGCCGGUACACAAUUAAGCUCUAAUCAAAUGAAAAAGAUGGGAUGCGGAUUCAACGACAUUUGAAACCUAUAAUCGUAGCAGAAACAUAAGAAUUACAUGUCUCAAGCUAUUUAUCGUAUUAGACUCGUUAAUUUACUGGCGGUUUGUUCGACGUCCCUCAUAUUGUAAAUAAAACUUAGAACCAUUGAUGAUUCGCAAGUUGUGAUUGGGUUGAUAUGGACGUUGAUGUGAGCUGCCUCAAACUAUAUGAACGAAAAAUAAAAUUCAUCGUACAAGUCUAUCAAAAUUAAUAUGAUCUGCCGAGAACAAGGAGAAUAUGUGGUGUUUUUUAUUUCAUUUUACAUAAAUGAUUAUACCGGGAUUUGAAAAUGGCAAUUCACUUUUUUCUACACUGUCUAACCCAGUUGAUUACAAAUUUUAGGACAAAUUUUUAUGAAAUUUAAAUGACUGUCUGAAUCAAAGUUGUUUUCAAAUGUGCGGCUACAAUUUAUCUUAAAACAAACAUGUCGAAAUAUUGCCUGUAAAUCAGCACACAAUUUUGUAAAAAUAUAAUUGUACGCACUGAUUCACAACAAACGGCCCUGCUGGGUCUGAAGGCAGUGUAGAAAAAAACCUCUGCUAGAUAAAGUAAACCCGCAUAUACACCUCCUUCUUCCAAACUUGUAUAUAUUGAAUCAAUGGAAUUAUAUCUUCGAAAAAUGGUACCAUUACCCUCCUUAGUAGUAGGAAAAAUAUUGUGCUUGUGAUACAAAUGAAGUCUGUUGUCUUUCAGAUUCUAGUAGGGUUUAUUCAGAAGCUACUUUUCAGUUUUAGUGGAAAACUUAUUUAUUUUUUCGUUUUGGUGUGGAGAAUAUCAUUUUCCGUUCAGAUUUUGGUGUUUAGAAUUAUAUAAUACGUACGGGUAGUGGUAGUCAUUUUACUCACGAGGAAAAAGAACAUAUGUGGUCUUGUUCGGAAAGGUGGCAGUGUUAGUGUCCAAGAAAAAUGAGAUUUCAUCGCAAAACAUUCAUCUCCGUUUUAUUGCUACUCUUGACAAAAAUUAUUACAAGCAUAUUUAUGUGAAUUUUUCAUGUAGCCGAUCGAUUGGUAAUUAAUUGAUGAACUAUGAUGCUAGUUUGCAAGAAGUACAGGGUUUUUCAUUAAGGGUGUCGAAAUUUAAAAUUGAGUAAACACAUUCAAUACCAUGACGUUGUAAAAAUUACAUCAUUCAAAUGGCUUCGUUUACAGGACUCGAUCCGAGAGGUCCAAUUUUGUAAAACUGCUGCAUAAGUCAGGAUGGAUGUUGUUCCCCAGUUGGUGAAUUGUUGUUGGUUUGUUACGAAAAACCAGUGACUUAACGUAACUCCAGAGAAAAAAGUCUAAGGGUGUUAAGUCGCACGACCUUGGCGGCCAUUCCAUAUCGCCUCUUCUGGAAAUAACGUGUCCUGGAAACAUUUCUUGCAACAACUGCAAUGUUGUGUGACACGUUGCGCCGUCUUAUUGGAACCACAUGUCGUUCAGGUCCAUAUCAUCAAAUUGAGACCAUAAAAAGUCAGUUAUCAUGACCCGUUACCGGGCGCCGUUGACAGUCAGCGUCUCGCCAUUCUCGUUUCGGAAGAUGUACGGUCCAAUGACGCCGCCUGACCAAAACCCACACCAAACAGUAAGUUUUUCCGGAUGCGAUGGAGACUCUUCAUACUGUUGUGGAUUACUGUCUCCCCAAACGCGACAAUUUUGCUUAUUCACGAAGCCGUUUAACCAAAAAGGUGCUUCAUCACUGGAAAUGAUUUUAUUACCAAAAUCUGGAUCCGCUCCCAACUGUUCCAGAGCCCAAUCAGCGAAAGUACGACACGCUUGCUGGUAGCGGACAGGACAGUUGCUUGUGCACGACGCGGAAUCGAAAGGUUUGGGACUUCAGCAACCGAACCGUCUUGCUCGAAUUUGGCGAUAAUUAGUUGAAUUGAAGCUUAACGAAUAGCACACGAGUUUUUAUGAUAGAUUUUAUCAAUUGCAUCGCGUUUGCACAGUGUAGCGUUUCAUGGUAAAAUGGUGACUAUGACAGAACACAGUCAUCGAGGAAUGAUGUCCGUGCCACCUGAAACCUCAGAGCAAGUUGUUGCCAAAUUUCGGAGCUAUUGAAAAACCCUUUGUUUUAGACUUCUUGAUAACAUCAAGUCUUUUUAAUUCAAGCUCUGCGAUAAAAUUCUCAUUAAUCUGUAUAACUGACUUCUUUCCAACGAGGACUCAUUUGAACUAUAUGAAAAGAGGCUAUAUAACAAUAUUGUAAACUACCGGAACUGAAUUUUUAACGUUGUGUUCUAUAUUGUAUUUUUUUAUUUGAGACAGGAAAGAUAUGUGUAAACUGUUUUUAUGAUGUGUUAUCGUCAUCUAUUUACAUUCCUCAUUUUCUUGAAGAUUCCAUCGUACAUAAGAACGUCGAUAGGGCAGUAAGUACAUUAUAUUGUAGACAAGGUAUGCUUAGACUAGUAAAUGCGAAUUCAUUGAUAUUGUUUCUGUUUUUCUAUCCAUUGGGUAGGUGAUGAAAUGUGAUGUUUCAGAAUGGAAGGAAUGGUGUGCUGAAUAAAUUGAUACCCUAUACUAUACGUAACAGAAGAAGGGGCACAUGAAGAGCAUUUAGUUGAGGUGGUAUCUUCGAAUCUGCACGUUGCCAUGACAAAAAUUGUUUGAAACAAUUUUUUAAACGAAUUUCAAAAAUCGCUCCUGUCAAAGUGUUUUUAGGCUUUUUAGGACAUUCUGAAUAAAAAAUAAAUUAUAGUUCUCGAACUACCAUAUAAGCGAUCCAGUAUUUGUAACUUUCCACAUUUUCGACUCCGAAAAACUAUGAAAAGCUCCUAAAUAUUUCUCGAGCGUCCAUUAACAAGAUCCCAAAGCAUAUGCCAUCAACUUUAGAGUAAAGAUGUAAAGUGUCUUUUGACCAGAGCGAAAACAAUUUUUGGAAUUUGUUUAAAAAAAUUCGAAUGAGAAUAUUUUUCCGACCAGAUGCGAAGAUACUCCCUGGACUAGUUCUUCAGUCUACCACACACGCACAAACGGAGUUGUAUGAACACUAUUAGUGGUGGAAAAUAUAUAAAAAUAUCCAGUAAACGAAUAUAAAUAAAUAAACCAUUCUAGGAACCAAGAAAAUAGUUUAUAUUUUUUGAGGAAAUUCUUGACUGUAGCCAUGAAAAACAAGCCUUUAUAACCUUUCAUGUAAAAUCAAGCAAUAUCAAUUGUUAUUGAGUGAACACAAAGGAGUUACUUGGGUAUUAACAAAACUGAUAAAGAAAAUCGAGGCAACAAAAUAUGUGCUCAUACUCUAUAAAUUUAUGGACAUUUCCACAAACAUUUUAACAAUUGAGUCAUGAGGUAUAUCAACAUAAAACAUAAAGUAAGACGAUAACGUAAAGUUUGCUUCAAUGUUAUUGCCCAAACCUUAUCUACUAAAACUGAGAUUAACAAAAAAACUAUUGGGUUUUUUAUGGCAUGGUUAUGGAUAAGGGAUGCAGUCAGUAAUUGGAUUAAGAAAACUUCCACUAUUUUUACAAUUAUCACAGAAGAAAGAUCCUUCUUUAUUUCAGUGUAUUACAGGAAGAAAAAUCAUAUGACAUAUCUUAAAAUAGCUGACAUUCAGGCUAGCUAGUUUGCGAGUAUUCAGUUUAGUUUUGGUAUCAAAAUUGAAUACCACCCAAUUUAUUCAUGUUUACUAGCGAUUUGUUCGACUGUUGUAGUUAUAUUAAACAUACCGACGUCUUUUCAUACUGCCCUGCAUGAGAGAUCACACCGUGUGACUUUUAUUUCGCUUGGCAUAAGCUUUUUCCAUGCAGUGCCAACUUUAUCCUAUCAUUUUUCAUGUACUCUGUAAUAGUAAGAGUGAUCUCAGUUUCAUCGAAAUUAAAGUGAAAAAAAAAAAUGAUAAAUGAAAUUGUUGAUGCUGUUGUCAUCUGUAAAAAAACUUAUGUAAAUAAGAUGAAAUGUCAUGUUAUUAUUAAACUCUUUUGUUUCUGAGACUCAAUAAACGAGAAGGAAUACUAUUGAUAUGCUGUUUUACUAUUACCAGACACGUCGUUUUUAUUUAUUUUUUUACCCUGUAACAGGAGUUACAUUAGGUGGAGUUCCAGUCAGGAUAGGUUCCAAUGUGAUUGAAAUAAUUAUUAUAAUUUAAAAAGGA